UUGUCUAUUUAGUGUUUCAUGCCAUAAUGUUAUACGAUACAACUGACUGUAAGUUCAUCUUCCUUGUUUCAGCUUAAUCAUCUAUCUAUAUUCAACGAGUACUGAUAGAUAUUCAAGUACAGUGACUCAAACGGACUUAAAUGUAGGAAGAGUGGUGGGAAACUCCGGCAAUCUUAAAGAAAAAAGAUUCGGGUGCUGUGCCGAGGAGGGAAUUAAUCAAAAAUGGAUGUUUUAAAAUUCUGUUGGUUCUUGAUUUUGUUUCUAGAGCCUGUUUAUUAUACGGAAGCUGUAGAAAGAACAGUGACUACUAAAGUAGGAUCUAUUAAAGGCAAAAUUGUUACAGUCCAGUUACCUGAUGGAACAAGUAAAGAAAUAGCAGAGUUUUUAGGAAUUCCAUACGGUGCUCCUCCCGUCGGUGAUCUUCGUUUUGAAAAAUCUGUUCCUGCUGCUAAAUUUAAUCAACCAUAUGAUGCGUUAAACUAUGGAUUACCAUGUCCCCAGCAUUACAAGAUUGACAAUAUCUUUACUAUAGCACCGCCGCCAUUGACGAGUGAGGAUUGUUUAAAAUUAGAUAUCUAUUCUCCACAGACGAGUGGAUCUAACAUAUAUCCCGUCAUGCUUUUUUUUUAUGGUGGAAGUUUUACUCAAGGACAAUCAUCGAUGUACAAUGGACAGAAUCUGGCAGCGUAUGGGGAGGUUGUCAUGGUAACAAUCAACUACCGUGUUGGGCCUUUUGGAUUUUUAUCAACGGGAGAUGACGAGGCUCCGGGAAAUUAUGGCUUGUGGGAUCAACACCUUGCUAUCAAAUGGGUGAAGAAUAAUAUUCAUAGUUUCGGUGGAGAUGACUCGCGUAUUACCAUAUUUGGUCAGUCUGCUGGGGGAGUAAGUGUUGCGUUUCAGACACUUUAUUCGGGAAAUAAAGGCAUGUUCCAAAGAGCUAUCACAGAAAGCGGACCUGCGAAUGCUAAAUGGGCUACCAAAGACGAAGCAACCGCUUUCUUUGAUGCUAAAAAAUUAGCACUGAAAUUUAACUGUACACUUCCCCAGAAACAAGCUAGCAGUGAAAUUGUAAGAUGUCUGAAAUCUGUUAAAAAUUUCUCUUUGCUGGCCAUGUAUGCAUCUGAUGACAAUGGUUUUAGUUGGGGUCCGAUGAUUGAAAACGAUUUCAUUAAAAAUCAAGAAAUCAUAACCGUAGGUCAAAAGCCACCAUCUUCCAAGGCUUUCUUUCAGAAUUUUGACAUGAUCAUAGGUACGAAUGGCUAUGAAGGUCAUUUUGUUAUGAGUGUGAUGUAUCAAUCAGUUUUAGCUCAUCUUAAAACGGUGCCAAUCGGCAUGUUGAGGACAGCUAUGAGAGGAAUAUUAGAGACCUCAAUCAAGUCUCAAUCACCUAACACAAAAUCCUUGCAAGCAAUGGUAGACGCCGCUAUGUUUGUGUACAGCAACGCUGAAAAUCCGAAUGACAUAAAUUUUAAUUUGAAACAAAUCAACGAUUUUGUCACUGACAAUGUCUUUUUCAUGGCGGCAGUGCAAGAUGUGGUCAGUCAUGCGUACAUGAACAAUAGAACCAAAACAUACCAAUAUGAAUUCAAUCAUGCGUAUCCAGCACUUCCUCCUGGAAAUGAAUGGCUGAAAGGAGCGACACAUGGUGGUGAACUACCCUUCGUUUUUGGAUUCCCUUCUACCUUGCCAGGAUAUGAACCUCAAAUAGCCAAAAUGGCGUGGCCCUUUUCUAAGAUAGUUAUGGAUUAUUGGACAAACUUUGCUAAAACAGGGAAUCCGAAUAAACCAAGAGAUGUUGCAACAGAAUGGAAGGCAUAUAAUUCUAAGGAUGAAGAUUAUCUCUACUUUCCCAUGACGGGAACCACAGAAGCUGGACGUUAUUUACAUGCUCGUAGAAAAAACUUCUGGUUAAAUUAUUUACCUCAGAUUGUUAGCCGUGGAAUAGAAUCGGGUACAAAGCAUGUAACUUGUGAACCUACUUCAUCUAGUAAUAUGAUUAUGUUUUCUAGUUUACUUUAUUCAGUAUUAGCCAUUCUAUCUCUACUAAUUUGGUAACAUUAUUGCAAUAUACAUAACAUAUUCAAGAACGUAUACUGCAAAACAGUUUGCAUACUUAAAAAAGAAAACGAAAAUGUAACGAAAACGAUGUUAUCUUAGGGUGGAGUUGGAAUGGACGCAAAGUUUACCCCUGAGUUAUUGAACAUUGUCAUAUACAGUGUUUAUAUUAGCGACAUGUAUGGAUCUGUUAGUUUUCAAAGAUGUUUAAUAAAUUAUAAGAAUUUUUUCCCCUUUUUUAACAUGGAAAAAUCUUGUGAACGUUCUAUAGUAUAAAUAAAAAAUCUUUUAAAUUGUAUGAGCAAUAUUGACAUUAUUGAGCCUAUUAUUUAUGGAGUUUUAUUUACAUUCAACAAUGCUUGUAUUUUUACUCUUAAAAACUUUACUGUAGAGUUCAUAAAGUUCAGAUAACGAAGAUGAUUUCAAAUUUGACGAGAAAUGAAAUGAACAGGCAUUAAAUUUCCGAUCGAAUCAAGCUCCGAAUGUGUCUAGAUUCACUUCAACCAUUCCCUUGGAUCUUCUUUGAAAAUUAUGUGCACGUAUAAAUUUAAAUCAUUGUGGCUUUAUAUUGUGUAUAAUAGUUUAUUUAUAUAU
Messenger RNA from Patella vulgata (common limpet), 2649 nucleotides. RefSeq names its product acetylcholinesterase. The transcript has 3 exons. The coding region runs from base 223 to 2055 and encodes 610 amino acids. Gene Ontology annotation, biological process: synaptic vesicle endocytosis; chemical synaptic transmission; presynaptic membrane assembly. Gene Ontology annotation, molecular function: signaling receptor activity; neurexin family protein binding. Gene Ontology annotation, cellular component: synapse; cell surface. The record is from RefSeq and is a predicted model, not a curated record. Lineage: Eukaryota; Metazoa; Mollusca; Gastropoda; Patellidae.